CGGCGUCUUGGGUCGUGCCGUGUGUUGACAGGUGUUGACAGGUGCAGCGGUUCUCCGUCAGCCUCCAUUCCUCCGACCAGCAUCAUGGCAUCGGACGAGCUGGCCAGGAAGCUGCAGUCGCGGCUCGCCGCCGCGCAGCAGCCGGAGCCGCAGCCGGACCCCGGAGCCGGAGACGGAGGAGCCGGGCCGGGACCCGGCCCCGGGCCGAGCCCGGUCCGAGCUGCCCCCGCCGCGGCGGCCGCGGAGCCCCGCGCCUCCUCCCCCAGCGAGCUGAGCUCCGCGCUGAGCCGCCGGCUGGACAUCCAGGACGGCAGCGCCAGCCCCAACCCCAACCGCGUCUUCAACCCCUACACGGAGUUCAAGGAGUUCUCCCGCAGGCAGAUCAAAGACAUGGAGGCCAUGUUCAGAAAGUAUGACACCGGGAGAGACGGCUUCAUCGACCUGAUGGAGCUGAAACUCAUGAUGGAGAAGCUGGGGGCUCCACAGACCCACCUGGGCCUGAAGAACAUGAUCAAGGAGGUGGAUGAAGACUUUGAUGGCAAGCUGAGCUUCAGGGAGUUCCUGCUCAUCUUCCGCCGAGCUGCUGCCGGAGAGCUGCAGGAGGAGAGCGGUCUGAUGGCGCUCGCCCGGCUGUCGGAGAUCAACGUGUCCACCGAGGGCGUGAUGGGGGCCAAAGACUUCUUCGAAGCCAAGGUCCAGGCCCUGUCUCAGGGCAGUAAGUUCGAGGCUGAGAUCCGGGAAGAGAAGGAAGAGCGUAAGCGACAGGAAGAAGAUAAGAAGCAGCGGCAGGCGGCCUUCAAGCAGCUGCAGUCCACCUUCUGCUCGUGACGCCGCCGUCGGCACCGUGGAAGCCUCCGGGAGCGUCUGGCUUCCUAAACACGGCUUCACUCUCCUCGCACACUGUAACGAACACCUUCAGCUAAGAUAGCAAGACGCAUCAAAGUAGAUCCCUACUAAAAUACUUGAAUAGAACCUCCUAACAAGUUCCAGGUUAUACGUUCAUGCCAGAUGUUGUGCAGCUGUUCCAUUUGAACAUCAGCAGGGAUGUUCCCUGUUUCACAUGUGUACUGACCUCCCGCAUGUCUCCUCCUUUCCUGCCCUCGGUUCCUCGGAGCCUCGGUUCCGGAGCCAGACACUCAGAGUUCUCGUGAGGUGGGUUUCCGUUAGCAGGGUACCAGGAACCUGCCUCACAGCACAGAACCAGGACCGGUUCCUGCCCUGGGUUUGGUCCUUCAGCACGGCUCUGAACGGCGUCUGGGAGGAUGUUCAGCCCUCCCAACGUCCACCGCCGUGUGUCGCCACAGCAACCAUCCCAGCGCCGCUGCUGCUUGGAGUUCAAAGUUCAAGAGGACUUUGCUAGCCCCCGACGGGGAGUGAGGUGAUGAGCCAGGUGGUUACGAUUACGCUGAGGUCACUGGAUCCUGCCGGGUCCGUCACCGCGAUGGAGACGUGGCAGCGCUGGGGCGGAGGUUGGUCCCGGCCCACUUCCAGUCUCCUGGGUUUUAACCCGGGCCCCUGCUAACGGAAACCCACCUUUUUUGUGGUUAUUGAACUUUAGAUGGUUAACUCUGUGAAGAGCCCUCGAACCCCAGCGCCGGGUGACCCUGACAAUGUGAAGAUGGAAGCCCGGCUACUGCUCACUCGUUAGAUACACAGCCGGAGAGAGAGCUUGCAAUCAUUCCAAUUUAAAUAGCAUUCAUUUGGCCCCGGUCAAAAUCUGGACUCGUUUGAGCCCAAUCGGAUAUUAAAGAGCCUGUAGCAUCUUCUGGCUCUGCCAACCUUCUCUUCACUUCCGAUUCCAGAUCCAAACGCUCACAGAGCUGCAGUACUGUGAGCCGUUUGCAUCCGGAAGUUCUGCUUGAUGCGAACCAUCUCAGAACAUAUCCAGGUCUGGACCGGUACUCCCCGCCCUGCUUCCCCCGCACAAACUACCUACACUGUCUUCACUUCUGUCGUCAUUCCAGUUUGGGUUUGUCCUUUUGCAAAUGUGCUACGUUCCUGAUAAACGUGUUAGUGUGAAACGUCGUAACGUUACGUUUAUUAUCUAUUGCAGCUAAGCGACUCAACUCGUUCCACGGCCCCUCCGUCACUGAUGAGAGGGGCCCCUGGUCCAGAACUCCUGCCCCCUGUACUGACGGGAUAACUCUCGCACUAGUGAACCGUCGUCUUUAUGCAACCCGGCGCGGUUCCGUCAACAAUAACACGGAGAAUAAACAUGAAAAAAAACAGCUUCAUGGGACUUAGUGAGGUUCUUUGGGUCUGCAGGUGGGGUCACAUGACCGUAUUACACCUCCACCUCCAGCUCCCUCCGGAAAACUGACAUCCCGGGUGUGGACUGAACCGGGGUGGAUGGUGGGGACUGAACCGGGGUGGAUGGUGGGGACUGAACCGGGGUGGAUGGUGGGGACUGAACCGGGGUGGAUGGUGGAGACUGAACCGGGGUGGAUGGUCUUGGACUGAACCGGGGUGGAUGGUCUUGGACUGAACCGGGGUGGAUGGUGGAGACUGAACCGGGGUGGAUGGUCUUGGACUGAACCGGGGUGGAUGGUCUUGGACUGAACCGGGGUGGAUGGUGGAGACUGAACCGGGGUGGAUGGUCUUGGACUGAACCGGGGUGGAUGGUCUUGGACUGAACCGGGGUGGAUGGUGGGGACUGAACCGGGGUGGAUGGUGGGGACUGAA
Cololabis saira (Pacific saury) is the source of this 2682-nucleotide messenger RNA. RefSeq names its product EF-hand domain family, member D1 (gene efhd1). The transcript has 4 exons. The coding region runs from base 85 to 828 and encodes 247 amino acids. The record is from RefSeq and is a predicted model, not a curated record. Gene Ontology annotation, molecular function: calcium ion binding. NCBI's taxonomy places the organism in Eukaryota, Metazoa, Chordata, Actinopteri, Beloniformes, Belonidae.